Molecule: messenger RNA, 787 nt
Organism: Capsaspora owczarzaki ATCC 30864
Lineage: Eukaryota; Filasterea; Ministeriida; Capsasporidae
Exons: 3
Coding region: 53-466 (137 amino acids)
Source: RefSeq, a predicted model, not a curated record
UUUUUUUUUAUACAUAUUAUUAUUCGCUUCUUCUUAGACAUUAUUAUUUUGGAUGGAACCAAACGAGCGAGGGCCCCCAUCGUACUCUGAAGCCACACGCAGCGUGCCUGGUGGGUUUGCAGCGACGGCGGCGAUGGACGCUGGCCCGGUCAUCUUCCCGUCGCAGGAGGCCGUUGACGGGAUUGCGAGCCGAACAUACACGCCGCACACCACUGCGCAGCAGACAGCGUCCGUUCCCUCGAACAACCGCCAUUCGAGCACGAGCGUGUUUAGCACAGAGCGCCAUGCAGCCACAACGUUCGUGGCCAUGCACGAGCCGCGCGUUUUUACGACAUCUGCUGCAGGAACUGAUUUCACCGCUGGCUCGCGCAACAUCGGGAUUGGGUCGAGCUCCAAGUCGGUUCCGCCUGCGCUUCGGAUUUUCAAGCAAACGUCUCUGGCUGAAGACCCACCAUUACCGUCUUGACGUGCAGAUGCGUUGUUUGUCGCAUCUCAGCCAGCGGCUUUUUGUUGUUGACCUGAGCUCAGCCGUAUGAACGCUGUGUUUUUCCGUUUCCAUCCACUUUUUUUGAUGCUUUGUGCGUUUUUGCAUUCAUUCAAAACUCACUCUUUUUUUUUUUGCAUUCAUUUACUUGACAAAUUCAGGUUUGUUACGACCUUUUUUUCCUUUUUUGUUGCUGUUGUUGUUUUGUUGGUUUCUCGUUGUUGUUUUUUCCUAUUCAAUCUUGAUCCGUCGCGACGUCAUGUUCGCGCCAAAACACACAAAGACACAUUAUCUCAUCCACCA